AAGAAUCUCUGAAAAACAAUCAAGAAGGAGCAGCUAUUUGGUACCACUGUGAUGAUGCGGAGCCAAUUUCUGUGGAUUCCCGCUGCUGUCUGAGGGGAGCCAUGAUUUCAGUCAGCUACAUCCUGCUCUGCGGACAGUUCCUGCUGCUGUUUGCUGCGAUUUUGUUGCAAUGCCUGGAAGGAAUUCAUUCCCAGAACUCGAGCACCGCAGCUUCCACCGCUGCUCCGGCUGCUUCUCCCACACAGGGAGCCUCCUCGCUGCCCUCCAGCGAGCUGCCCGAGACGACAAAGUAUGAAACCCCGGCGGAGAACAACACGGAGCCGUACGAGUACAGGCCCCCGUCCCCGGUCGUCCUCUGCAGCCAUCUGCCUGAGGAGUUCAUCUACUGCCAGGAUCCGGUGGACCAUGCAGGAAACUACAGCGCCUACCAGGAGAUGGGCCACGGCUGCGUUGGGUGGGGGGGGCAGACGAAGAAGGAAGUGAACCACACUCAGGUCAUCUGCACCGCCCUGGACGACAUCGAAUGUGCCGGCCCCCGGGAGUUCCUCCGAGGCGACGUGCCUUGCAUCAAAUACACAGGACACUACUUCAUCACCACGCUGCUGUACUCCUUCUUCCUGGGCUGCUUUGGCGUCGACCGCUUCUGCCUGGGCCACACGGGCACGGCCGUGGGGAAGCUGCUCACCCUGGGAGGCCUGGGAAUCUGGUGGUUCGUGGACCUGAUCUUGCUCAUCACCGGCGGUCUGAUGCCCAGCGACUACAGCAACUGGUGCACCUACUACUGAGGCGGGCGGCGUCAGCCUGCAGGGGGAGAGGAGUGUGUGGGCUCUUUUUGAGGCCUCUGGGGGAUUCUAGUGACCGAGUCCGCAAGAUGAGAGACCAUAUGUUCUCUUGGAGUUGCAGAGGAGCAGCAGUUGCUGUUUUCAUGACUAUUGGUUAAUUAUACCCUCGAUGAGCCAAAAAAAAAAAAAAAAGAUGGUCUGGUCUAUUUUCUUUGUAUUUAAGCUAAUUUAUUUACAACAAAUAUGGACAGAAAUGACUCUUAUUCUACUUCAUAAAUGUUCUGUUUGUAAAUUUCAACCUGAAUUCAGGAUGUAGUUUAGAGCCAUGUGUCCUGAAGUCUGAUGCCUGUAACCAGUUGUAAAAAAAGAAAAAAUCUUUUACCACAAACAUGUUGCUUUUUAUAUAUAUUGUUUUGUUUGUUUUUACUCCCCAGAGCUGUAUCAUUUGAACAGAAAAGCAACAAAUAUUCCUACUGUUGCCAUGACAUUGCUUUUACUCAUUUGACCCUUUUUUAUGUCUUGGACUUAAAAUGAGUAAAUAAAAAGUAGCAGAAGCACCUGUUAAUCAA
This is a messenger RNA of Xiphophorus maculatus (southern platyfish), 1351 nucleotides long. It is a transcript of the gene tm2d2, whose product is annotated as TM2 domain containing 2. Bases 102 to 785 code for a protein of 227 amino acids. Lineage: Eukaryota; Metazoa; Chordata; Actinopteri; Cyprinodontiformes; Poeciliidae. The record is from RefSeq and is a predicted model, not a curated record. The transcript has 4 exons.